AUGCUCGGCAGUGCUACGCAGGCGGCCGUCGAGUCAGGAGGGGCGGAUGCGGCGGCGGAAUCUGGGGGGAACGGCUCUGGGUGGGUAAAUAUUCCCCUUCAACCGUGGGUUGCGGGGCAACCGCCCGUUGAAAAGGACGGAGAGGAUGCAUACGUGCCUACAGCAGAGGAGGUGGCAGCUGCAGCAGCGGAUUCGGCGGGCGAGAACGAGGUGGAGGUGGGGGUGGAGGUGGAUGAGGAGGGGGUCGGGGAAACUAGUGUAGGACGCGGAGCAAGGAGUGCAAGGGGACGAGGCCGGCGAAUGGGACGGGCUGGCCGCGUGCAGGGUCGUUCGAGCGAAGGAGCAACCGAAGCUCACGGUUCGAGGCGCACCGGCGGUACCUCGAGAGGUGGACGAGGAGGUGGGAGGGUAUCUCGUGUGGCGCAGGGGGGUGGCGACGCUAGAGUGAAGGGUUCAGCCCCAGUAGAGGACGGCCCGUCACGUGCUGACACGCAGCGCAACGAUGGGGUUGGGGGCACGCCGUUGCGAGCUGGUGGCACCAGUCGUGGCGGAGGGACGUCGGGUGGAAGGCAGCGUAGGACGAAGCGUCAGAGGGAGGUGACGCCUACGGAUCCGUUCCGUCGAUUCGUCAAACUGCUGAACCCUGGGGCCGAGCGGUUGCUAGGGACGCGGUAUCGGUUGGCACGGGACAUGCAGGCAUACGCAGAUGCCGCCAGGGAAGAGUUGAAGCAGGAGCUGAUUGGUGAUGGUCUCGCUGGGCGGCUGUCGCUGAGUACGGACAUCUGGACCAGUGAGAACAACCUUGCUUUUAUGGUUGUCACCGUUCACAGGAUCACUAAAGACUUCCAGCUGCGGCAGCACAUCCUGGAUUUCGUGCAGCUGGAGGGGUCACACACCGCGUCGCUGAUAGCGAAGACUCUUGAGGGCAUUCUGGCGGAAUGGGGACUGACCGAGAUGCUGUUCGCUGUCACAACGGAUAAUGCUGAGAACAACAACAAGGCCAUGCGCAUGCUUGCAGGGGAUCCAGCUGAGGGUGCGAUGGCGAGGAUCGAGUUCCCCUUGUUCCACGGAGAUCGUCACGUGCGCUGCAUUGCACAUGUCAUGAACAUUGCAGUGCAGGCGGCAUUGAAGAAAGAUGUGGUGACAGAGGCGCUGAAGCGUCUGCGAGCUGUGUGUUCGUACGUCGGGUGGUCAGUCCAGCGCUCGGAGAACUUCGCACGGCAGCAGCGCAUCUUGCAGCGGCGGGAUGAUGCACCCGUGCUUCGUCUGAUUGGCGACUCGCCGACACGAUGGGGGUCCACGUAUGACAUGAUCGUUCGCGCGUUGGAGCUGCAGCAGGCACUGGCCUUGCUCCUCAUGAGGACAGACGUGAGUGGUGGUGGUAAUGAGCGUGGAGUGACUGCAGCGAUGGGCUGGUUGAUACGCGAACAGCUGGAUGGCCUUCGGCUGUCUGACGUGCACUGGGACGCUCUCGUCGAGCUCAAGGAUCGUGCCGAGCUGCUGGACAAGCUGGAAAUCUCCUUCCGCAAAGAGGGUGUCACUCCCCUCCGACAGGCUCUCAUCACUGCAGCCCUUGACAAGCUCAAGAAGUACAAGUACAGGGAGAAGGAAGAGCUGGUGGUUGCCACCUUCCUGGACCCCCGCUACAAGACAGUCUUCUUCCAGCUGCCGAAAUGGGAGGCGCGCAAUGCUGCGCACGUGACAGAGGUGGGGGGGUGUGCUAGGAUGGUGCAGGAUGUGGAUGAGGGGACGGUGAUACGGCUGGUGCGUGCGCGUAUGGCCGAGUAUCAGGCGCGGGUGAGCAGCCGCCGGCAGGGUGGUGAGGUCACGAGCGAUAUCGGGGGGGCCACUGGGCCUAGCAGCGUGACUGGUGGGGCCUCGGGCACGACGGGGGCUGGUGGAGGUGGGGGAGGGGGCUUUGAGCACUCCAUCUUCGACGAGAUGGAUGCCCUGGAGGCAGCGGCUGGAGGGGGGGCACAGGAUGAGGUGGACCGCUAUUUGGCCGAGCCGAGGCAGAGAGGUGGUUGUUUGCUGGCUUUCUGGCGAGCGAGGGAGGAUUUCACAGUUUUGAGAGAGAUGGCGCGAGACUAUUUGGCUGUGCCCGCAACUUCUGCUGCUAGCGAGCGAGCCUUUAGUCAGGGGAGGAACAUUAUUACAUGGCAGCGCCACCGCCUUACUGCUGGCCGCGUACGUGCCGUUAUGGCAAUUAAGUCAUGGAUGGAGCAGAACACUAGCAGCAGGAGCCUCAACAUUGCAGGUGCCGCUCGUGUGCUCGAGGACCUUUGUUAUGAGGGUGAGGGUGAUGGGUUCUGA
Closterium sp. Naga37s-1 is the source of this 2313-nucleotide messenger RNA. NCBI's taxonomy places the organism in Eukaryota, Viridiplantae, Streptophyta, Zygnematophyceae, Desmidiales, Closteriaceae. The record is from the annotation of a GenBank genome assembly.